Molecule: messenger RNA, 1462 nt
Organism: Salmo salar (Atlantic salmon)
Lineage: Eukaryota; Metazoa; Chordata; Actinopteri; Salmoniformes; Salmonidae
Product: GTPase IMAP family member 9-like
Molecular function (GO): GTP binding
Source: RefSeq, a predicted model, not a curated record
AUGGAACAAAAUGAAGAGGUCCGGAUUGUUCUGCUGGGGAAGACGGGAGCUGGGAAGAGUGCAUCAGGAAACAGCAUCCUGGGGAGAAAAGCGUUUGAAUCCAAAAUGUCCUCAUAUUCUGUGACAUCAAUAUGUGAAAAGAAAAGAGGAAUGGUGGGAGGGCAACAUGUAGCUGUCAUUGACACACAUGGCUUGUUUGACACCAAGUUAACACAGGAGGAGGCAGUGAAAGAGAUCUCACAGUGCCUGCUUUUCUCUUCUCCUGGUCCCCAUGUGUUCCUGGUUGUGAUCAGGCUGGAAAGAUUCACUAAAGAGGAGCAGGAAACCGUGGAGCUGAUUCAGAAAUUAUUUGGUGUUGAAGCAUCCAAAUACACCAUGGUUCUCUUCACACAUGGAGACCUUCUUGAUGAUGAUGAAACAAUUGAAGACUUCCUCCAUGGAAAUCUCGAACUGGAAAGUUUCAUUGCCAAAUGUAAAGGGGGCUUUCAUGUAUUCAAAAACAGAGAUCAGAAUCCCUCCCAGGUCACUGAGCUGCUUGAGAAGAUAAACAAGAUGGUGAAGGUGAAUGGAGGAAGCCAUUACACCACUGAGAUGUUCCAAAAGGCAGAGAGAGCAAUUGAAGAAGAGAAAGAGCGGAUCCUGAAAGAGAACGAAGAGCAGAGACGCAGAGAGAUGGAAGAAAUAAAGGCAAAGUUUGAAGGAGAGCGUCUAAGGGAAGAAGAAGAGAAGCUGAGGAGAAAACAGGAAAGUGAAGCUAGAGAGAAAGCUGAGAAUACACACCGCUUAAGGAAAGGUGCCGCAAUCGGAGCGAUUGUGGGAGUAUAUGGAGGCCCAUUUGGUAUGGCAUUUGGUGCAGCAUUGGGAACUACAGUGGCAGCUGUAGUAAAUGCAUGCAGGUCUCAAUGAGAGUCCAUAGCUACAAGAUGUUUGACUUCAUUACUUGAUAUUUAAAGCUUCCUCUAUAUACACAAAGUAAACCAAACAUUUGGAACUUCUUCCUAAUAUUUAGAACUGUUAGAGAAUUAAAGAGUGAAAGUUGGCCUUGCCUUUCCUAUCAACCUGGAAAAGGGCCUGAAGACAUUUUAACUGGAACACUUUAAGGCAGCCAAGCUCUUCAGCCAAGCAAGAGAACACCAGCCAUGAAUUCAUGUCUCCUUUCACAAUUUACAGGAUAGGACGCUUGGACAUGUAUUUUAGUCAUCACUACUUACAUCAUGAACAUAAAGAUAGAUCAGCGUAUUGCACAUUUGAGAGCACAGAAUUUCAUAUUUCCCUCAGUAAAGGUGAAAGUUAAAAUUGUAUUUCUGCCUGUCAAGCUAAAAAGCUAUAUGCUACUGUAAGAUUAAUUUACAGUUGCUGUCACAGCUCACAUUGCUGCCUCAGAAGCAUGAUGAAUGGAGAUUUACUAUUAAUGUCAUAGUUAUUUCAUCACACUAUAAAAUAAAGGUCCACUGGAAAUUCC